AUGACAUUCUUGCCAAGUUCUGCAACUUUGACCAUUCUUAGUUUAGUGUUACUAGUGGUUGGAGUAAUUUUUUCUGGGGCUGAAGCUAGGCCAAGAGCAUUCUUUGUGUUUGGAGAUUCACUUGUUGAUAAUGGAAAUAACAAUUACUUGGCUACCACUGCACGUGCUGAUGCCCCUCCUUAUGGCAUUGAUUACUCUCCAACUCAUAGCCCAACUGGACGUUUCUCCAAUGGCUUCAACAUUCCUGACUUUAUCAGUCAACAACUUGGUGCUGAGUCUACAUUGCCAUAUUUGAGUCCAGAAUUGAGAGGAGAUAAGCUCCUAGUUGGUGCCAACUUCGCUUCAGCUGGAAUUGGCAUACUUAAUGACACUGGAAUUCAGUUUGUAAACGUGAUCAGAAUGUAUAGACAGCUAGAAUAUUUUCAGGAGUACCAGAACCGACUGAGUGCUCAAAUUGGAGCUUCACAGGCCAAAAAUUUGGUGAAUCAAUCGCUAGUCUUGAUUACAGUAGGUGGCAAUGAUUUUGUGAACAACUACUUCUUGGUUCCCAAUUCAGCAAGGUCCCGCCAGUACCCACUACCUCAAUAUGUGAAGUAUCUCAUAUCUGAGUACCAAAAACUUUUGCAGAGGCUGUAUGAUCUUGGAGCUCGGAGAGUUCUUGUGACAGGCACAGGACCUUUGGGUUGUGUUCCUUCAGAAUUGGCUCAACGUGGCAGAAAUGGACAAUGUGCUCCAGAACUGCAACGAGCUGCAGAAUUGUUUAACCCACAACUGGAACAAAUGUUACUACAACUCAACAGAAAACUUGGAAGGGACGUUUUCAUUGCUGCAAACACAGGAAAAAUGCAUAACAACUUCGUCACUAACCCCCAACAAUUGCAGUCACAAUGGUUUAUUACAUCAAAAGUAGCUUGUUGUGGGCAAGGACCCUACAAUGGUCUUGGACUGUGCACACCACUCUCCAACCUGUGCCCCAAUAGAAGGCAGUAUGCAUUUUGGGAUGCAUUCCAUCCAUCUGAGAUGGCCAACAAACUUAUUGUGGAGGAAAUCAUGUCAGCAACCCUAAUGGUGGCGGUGGUGAGGACGAUACUGGAAGAAGACUAG
Molecule: messenger RNA, 1104 nt
Organism: Sphenostylis stenocarpa
Lineage: Eukaryota; Viridiplantae; Streptophyta; Magnoliopsida; Fabales; Fabaceae
Source: the annotation of a GenBank genome assembly